This is a messenger RNA of Astyanax mexicanus (Mexican tetra), 1592 nucleotides long. It is a transcript of the gene tnfb, whose product is annotated as tumor necrosis factor b (TNF superfamily, member 2). Gene Ontology annotation, cellular component: membrane. The record is from RefSeq and is a predicted model, not a curated record. Gene Ontology annotation, molecular function: tumor necrosis factor receptor binding. Gene Ontology annotation, biological process: immune response. The transcript is spliced from 4 exons. Lineage: Eukaryota; Metazoa; Chordata; Actinopteri; Characiformes; Acestrorhamphidae. The coding region runs from base 289 to 1032 and encodes 247 amino acids.
UGUGCGAAUGUGUGGGUGUGGGGGAGGUGUAUGAGAGCGCGUCGGUGUGCGUGUGCCUGUGUGCAAAAGUGUUCUUUCCCUUUUCAAACCAACCUCUACUCCCCCUGACAUCACCGGACUUUCCCCUAGUAUCAUAUAUAUAUAUUUCUACAACUCUACAUUUCUGUACAAGACAAACCUUCAAACACACAACUCUGAACAAGUACACUGACCAUAAGCCUGGUGUGGGGGCUCAAACAACAAACAGCAGCAAACGCAUUCAAAUAUAUUUAGACUAACUAAGGCAGAAUGCAGAACUACCAUAUAACAGAGGAUCUUGAAGCAGGCAUGGGUGGCGUCUACCAAGCCACAGUGCAAAGCGGGAAGCCUUCUAGACUAAGCUGGGCGUGGAAGAUAGUGGGUGCCAUCUUCUUGAUUGCACUCUGUAGUGUGGCGUCUGUCGGGAUUGCAUGGUACUUCAUGAAUCACAUACAAGGAGAACGCAUCUCGGCACUCGGAAGGGCCGCAGAACUUCAAAGCAGCUCAGAACAAGGACCAGUGCAUCCGCAGCAUAUGCUAGCCCAGACAGCCAACAACACAAAGGCUGCCAUUCACCUGCAUGUUUCAGGUAAUGAUGACUCUUCCCUGCGAUGGGUGAAUGAUGUGGACCAGUCCUUUGAAAUAGGAGGCCUCAAGCUGGAGAACAACGAGAUCGUCAUUCCAUCCGAUGGGUUGUACUUUGUUUACGGCCAGGCCUCGUACGAGGUGCACUGCGACUCGAGCGAGGGAGGUCAAGAGCUGAGUUACGAGAUUAGCUGGUUUUCUAAUGCAGCACCUUCUGCAGACAGAAAGUAUCUACUCAACGGAGUCAAGUCUGUCUGCCAGGCCAGCGUGAAAAAGGACGAGGCGGUGUUUGAAGUCAUCUAUCUCGGAGCUGUCUUUAGGCUUUAUAAAGGGGACAAACUGUCGGCAGAGACCAAUAACCGUACAUACAUAGAUGCGCAGAGCUCCAAAACGUUCUUCGGAGUGUUUCAGCUGGCACACGCCAGCUGAACGGGACUGUGGGACGAUACAGGUCACUUGAUGACAAGUUUUGCAAAAGACAAAAUGUUUUAUGUUAAAACAUCUGAAUUGUAUUUUCCUAAGUGGUUACUUUGAACGUAUUCAUUAGUAGGGAUAUUAAAACUGUUAUGUGUAUAUAUAAAUGGUGACUUAAGGGUGAUUUGGACAGUUUUUGUGCUUUCUUGAUGGAAGACAGUAGUGAAAAAAGACAUAUGACUUUAUGUUUGUAUGUCCAUUAUCCUUAAUUCACCCUAUACACAUUAUAUGUAUAUAUGACACAUUAUAUGUGUCAGAACUGCUGCCUAAAGUUAUUUUGUGUAUAUAUUGUAUUAGAAUGCAAUGCCUAGUAGACCUACUCUACCACUAGGCCACUUAGCUGAGAAACAGCUGAGCACUACUCCUCUGAAUCCUGCCUAAAAUUAAGCUUGUAGAUUGAUACUGAGAAAUAUUUAAAGAUAGCUCACUACAGAAAGUACUGUAGAACCUAAAUGUUAAAAAAUAUAUGCACUUUUUUGUUUGUGUGUUUGUUAGAUUGUUUUAGGUUUUAAAAG